Messenger RNA from Monopterus albus (swamp eel), 3311 nucleotides. It is a transcript of the gene kif3cb, whose product is annotated as kinesin family member 3Cb. The record is from RefSeq and is a predicted model, not a curated record. The transcript is spliced from 8 exons. Gene Ontology annotation, molecular function: microtubule motor activity; ATP binding; microtubule binding. Gene Ontology annotation, biological process: microtubule-based movement; mitotic cell cycle. Gene Ontology annotation, cellular component: microtubule. NCBI's taxonomy places the organism in Eukaryota, Metazoa, Chordata, Actinopteri, Synbranchiformes, Synbranchidae. The coding region runs from base 400 to 2688 and encodes 762 amino acids.
UAUCACCAUUACAGAAUUAGACCAGAGCUGUGGUACCAUGAAGAUUUGCUCGAAUCCUAUUCGUUGGGCAAGUCACGUGUCUGAUUUCCAUUGUCCGCAGAGCAGGGUGUGUACGGCUGGGAGGCUGUGUGGGCUGGGCUGGGCUGGCUGGGUGUUUUUCUUCAGCAGCAUCCUUUAAUAUCUUGUGACAUUGCUUUUUUCUGAAAGAUGCUCUGAGUGGAGGAGACGUUGCGUUAAUCGGGAUGAUAACGGAUGAGGUUUGCGCAUACGAGGAAUGUCUGACAGACGCUUUCUAUUGCACCUGUAUGGAGACGGAAAGACGCGCAGAACUGGCCACCGCCCGAGUCGGUGGCUUUUUAACGCAGCGAGGAUAGUUAUGUCCUUUUCCAUUUAACCAAAAUGUCUAAAACCAAACAUUGCGAGGCGGUCAAGGUGGUGGUCCGCUGCCGGCCGUUCAGCAGAAGAGAGGGGGUAGAGUGUGAAAACAUUUUGGAGAUUGAUGACAAACGGGGGCAAAUCACCGUCAGGAACCCGAAGGCACCACCUGAUGAGCCAAUGAAAGUAUUCACGUUUGAUUCUGUGUAUGGCUGGGAUUCAAAACAAAGCGACAUUUAUGAUGAUGCAGUGAGACCUCUCGUGGAGUCUGUGCUUCAAGGCUUUAACGGGACUAUAUUUGCCUACGGACAAACUGGGACAGGUAAAACAUACACCAUGCAAGGGUUGUCAAACGACCCAGAGAGGAGCGGGGUUAUACCAAAUUCAUUUAAGCACAUUUUCACACAAAUAUCCAGAACUCAGAAUCAGAAAUACCUGGUGCGGUCAUCAUAUCUGGAGAUUUACCAGGAGGAAAUAAGAGAUCUGCUGUGCAAAGAUAACAACAAGAAACUGGAGCUUAAAGAAAAUCCAGAGUUUGGGGUUUAUGUAAAAGACCUGUCAUCAGUGGUCACAAAGAAUGCCACAGAGAUUGAACAUGUGAUGAGCAUAGGCAACCAGUCCAGGUCUGUGGGGUUCACCAACAUGAAUGAACAUAGCUCCCGGUCUCAUGCCAUUUUUGUCAUCACUGUGGAGUGCAGUGAAGUAGGGCCAGACGGUGAGGAUCACAUCCGUGUUGGGAAGCUGAAUAUGGUUGACCUGGCUGGCAGCGAGCGCCAGAGCAAAACAGGUGCUAAAGGGAAGAGACUUAAGGAAGCAGCCAAAAUCAACCUGUCUCUUUCAGCUCUGGGGAAUGUCAUUUCAGCUCUGGCAGAUGGGAAGAGCACUCAUGUCCCGUAUAGAGACUCCAAACUGACCCGCUUGCUCCAGGACUCGCUGGGUGGCAAUGCAAAGACUGUCAUGAUUGCUACAGUGGGACCUUCACACAAGAACUUUGAUGAAUCCCUGUCCACACUGAGGUACGCCAACAGGGCCAAGAACAUAAAGAACAAACCUCGGAUUAAUGAGGACCCCAAAGAUGCCCUGCUGAGGGAGUUUCAGGAGGAGAUUGCCCGGUUGAAAGUACAACUGGAGGAGCGCGUAACGCUUGCAAAGGAGAGGAGGACGAGAAGGAACAGCAAAAGACUGAGUAAAAUUAUGGCUGGUAUGGAAGAGGAGACAGUUAAAGAGAGGGAUGUGGAGGUUUGGAAGGCUGCUGAGGAGGAAUCAGAGGUGAAAUUUUACAUGAAAAAGUGGGAUGAUGUCCCCAAAGUUCUGACCUGCCAAGAAAGCAGUGAGAAGUUGAAGCAUGUGAAGGAAUACAGAAAAAGUAUAGAGGACAUGGAGUGGGAUCAAGAUGCUUUGGAGAAGAUUAUAGAGAAAUAUAAGGCUAUGGAGAGUAAGCUGUUAGUUGGAGGAAAGACUAUAAUUGAUCACACCAAUGAACAACAGAAAAUGCUGGAGCUAAAGAGGCAGGAGAUUGCAGAACAGAUAAGACGUGAGAGAGAGCUCCAGCAGCAGAUGAUGCUGCAGGACGAAGAGACCUUAGAAAUGAAAGAAACAUUCUCCUCCCUGCAGCAGGAGGUGGAACUAAAGACAAAGAAGCUAAAGAGGUUGUAUACCAAGCUACAGCUGGUGAAGGGGGAGAUAGAUGAUGUCAUUGAUGAACACAUCAUAACCAGACAGGAGCUUGAACAGACACAGAACGAACUCACCAGAGAACUCAAGUACAAAUAUCUCUUAAUUGAGAAUUUCAUACCUCCUGAGGAAAAGAACAAGAUUAUGAACAGGCUGCACUUCGACAGUGAGGAGGAUCAGUGGAGACUCCAGCCAGUCAUUCCAUCUGAGAGUGCACCCACUCAAGUCAAAAGAAGACCAAUCUCGGCUGUGGGACAUAAGAGGCCAAUCAGUCAAUAUGCACAAAUGGCUGUUGCCACGGCAACGGUGGACCCAUCCAGGUACCAGGCUGAGAAUAUAAUGCUGCUGGAGUUAGACAUGUCUCCACCAACCAUGUUCACCUUGAAUUUUAAUGGAGCUCACCUGGAGAGAGCCUUUACUCCCAGGCUGUUGUGGGAUCUUCCCAUUAGCGAGAGGACCACUGUAUCGUCACGAGUCAGGAAAUCCAAAUCCUGGUACCAGGCACCACAGACAGCCUCUGUCACAUCAUCCUCAUCAUCGACCACUCUGACAUCUCAGAGCUUCUCUCCCUCUCAGAGACAAAGACCAUCCUCUGCUGCCUAUCUUCCAGUGGGAGAGCCAGUUCAGACAAGCCCCUGAUAAGUGUUAGUACACCUGUACCUAUUGGCCGCGGUGGCACUAAGGACUUCAGACUGGCUAAGGAGCAAGUGGGAGCGAUGGGGGAAAAUAUUAUGCCUUGAUUUUAAAUUUAUUUAAAUUUCCCCUAUUUGAAUUACUUUAGUAAGCAUGUAUUUAACUUAACUGGAAAGGCAAACCGGUCAUUUUCGCUGUGUCUGUCACAUGAAUGCAGUGGAGUCUGUGGAGCUCUUUGAAGUGAUCUUUGCCUGUUUGCUUGCUGCUUCUAAACCAUUUCUAUCACUGGCCUACCCAGAUAGCACAGCCAUAACUCCCAGGUUUGAUAUAUGUAGACUGUUUCAGGGACAUUUUCAGUCCUGAUUGCAAUUUUAUUUUCUUUGAUCAAGUUUUUACUCAACAAAAACACUUCAGUCCCCCUUUUCCAAAGGUAAAAGACUACACAAUGUAUCUGGUCAGUGGAGGGCGAUGGGUUAUGCUUGAUGAAUUGUUGCUUCAGUUUCUAGCUAAUGUAAUUGUGAGCCAAAAAUGUGAAGAAAGCUUGCAGUGCUCUCUUGUUUAGCUGCCUUAUUUUUCAUAGUUGUGAAAUUGUGCACAGUCCAGUUGCUUACACAUGAAAAUAAACAAAC